AUGUUGGAGGAGCUGCUGGUGGAGGUGCUUUCCUUCCUGGAGCCUGUGGACCUGCUGCACCUGGCCGCUGUUGACGCCCGCCUGCACCGCGUUGCAGGGGACGAGUGUCUGUGGGCGCAGCUUGGGCGUGGUCAUGUGGUGUUGGCGGGAAGCGGAGCCCUGCUACCGCGUUGCCUGCUGUACGACCGCAUCGGUCAGCUGGCGGCCCGCCGCGCUCCUUCGCGCGAGGAGAAGGAGGAGCCUAGGCACUACUGCCGAGUCUGCGAGAGGCGGUGCUGGCUGGCCGCACCGCCGCCACCGCCGCACGAGAUGGCCGCCCUCUGCGCUGGCGCUCUGUAUGACUUGCGCCUCUGGACCAAAGCGGACCUGCUGGCCCUGAUCGAGUAUCAGUGCUAUGUGAUGCUCGACUCGGUAGAUGAACAGCCGGACACGCUCGAGGGGUCGCCCCUGCGCAAAGCGCAGGCCGUACCGCUGUACUUUGCCCAGCCCAUCAGGUGCCAGACCUCCGACGCACAACUGGCCAUCGACCUCCAGCUCUCGCUCACACACGACAAGCUGUCGUUGGACAAGAUUGUCGAAUCCUUAUAUCCCUGUCUCACAGCGGAGGCAGGGCAGACCGUCAGCGAGAAGCCCGGCGGGCUGCUCACACUCAUGACUCCGCCCGUUCAAGGCCCGACUUCCGCUCCGCAGGCCCGACCACGAUUCGUUGCACGGCAGGGUAACUCCUGGCGACUGUUCUCGACGCUCGACAAGCGGCUUCACAACCUGCGAUCUUCGGCCAAGGGGCUUGGGCUCACGCUGGGCGUCCUCUUCAUCUGCUCCGAUUUUUUCUUCUUGCGGGACCACUCUCGCACCUGCGGCAGAGAAGAAGCAGAUCUCCGCACCUUCGCUCGCUCCAUCACCACCACCACGGCCGCCGCCGCCGCGGGCCAAAGGCGGGUGGUGCACGCCUCGGCCGCCUAUCCGCUCGACCAGGCCCGCACCUCUUCGUGCCGGUUGGACCCGGCCCUUCGCCAGGUGCUCGUCAUCCGCACCUGCGGCCCCCUCACCCCCUACGCGAGGGAGCUGAGGGCCUCGCCCCACUACGACCUGUGGCUCCUCUAUGACAUCGGCACCGAGGUACCACCAAACCUAACGGCCGACAAUGAGGUGCUGGCCGAGUACUACGAGCUGCAGCGGGAGUACCCCGGGCUGGGCCUGUUCCUCUACAACGCCAGCGACGUCAAGGCGCUCCUCCCGACUGCGGCCUACAUCCAGAAGGACGCGACGCCCAACUUUUGGUUCCACGACGCGUCGCUCUUCCUCUGGUCCAUCACCUGCCGCCCUGACCUCUGGCGCACCCCACCACUUCCGCCAAGCAGGGAGAGCGAGCUGUAUAUUUGGACAGUCGAGCACGAUGCCAUCUACUUUGGUGACGUGUCUAUGUUCCUCGACGAGCACAACACCAACACUGCAGACUACAUUGCCGACUAUUCUCCGCUGAGGCCAGAUUGGUAUCACUGGAAGCAAAGCACGUGGCGGCCGCCCUACGACAAGGCCGUCUUCAAGAAGCAGCACGUCGAGCGCCACUCGACCGCGCUGCUGCGCUACCUGUACAGCAUCACGCUGCUCGACGUGGUGGCCUACGGCGAGAUCUUCGCGUCGACCGUGUGCGCCCUGCAGCCGCACUGGUGCGUGAUGGCGCCGCUCGAGCGGCGGUUCAUCGGGCCGGCCUAUGAUUGGAACGCCUUCCUCACCGACGACCAGGUGGCCGCCAUGUGGGCCGACCCGGCCCAGCAGGGCAAAUGGAACCACGCCGUGCUGUCGCGCAAGAGCCGCAAGUGCAGGUCCUCUCUCAAAGAGCUCAAAAACGCACCCUCCCCCUCACCACAACCAAAAUGA
This is a messenger RNA of Acanthamoeba castellanii str. Neff, 1881 nucleotides long. RefSeq lists its product as uncharacterized. The record is from RefSeq and is a predicted model, not a curated record. Lineage: Eukaryota; Discosea; Longamoebia; Acanthamoebidae. Gene Ontology annotation, molecular function: protein binding. The transcript has 11 exons. The coding region runs from base 1 to 1881 and encodes 626 amino acids.